Helicoverpa armigera (cotton bollworm) is the source of this 4029-nucleotide messenger RNA. It is a transcript of the gene Klp61F, whose product is annotated as kinesin-like protein Klp61F. NCBI's taxonomy places the organism in Eukaryota, Metazoa, Arthropoda, Insecta, Lepidoptera, Noctuidae. Gene Ontology annotation, molecular function: plus-end-directed microtubule motor activity; microtubule binding; ATP binding. The transcript is spliced from 21 exons. Gene Ontology annotation, biological process: spindle elongation; microtubule-based movement; mitotic spindle assembly. Bases 137 to 3553 code for a protein of 1138 amino acids. Gene Ontology annotation, cellular component: nucleus; spindle microtubule; mitotic spindle. The record is from RefSeq and is a predicted model, not a curated record.
UGAAUUUUGUUUGAAGCGCACCGUUCAACGGAUUUUCUGACCAAUUCAAAGCAUUGACGCGUUUUUAGCGAAAUUAUUUAAAAAACAAUUAUAGUGAAGUGUUUAUUUGCGAUUGUUAUAUGUGUAUUGUGUCAAGAUGACGACGGAUAAAACUCGGAAGGAGAAGAAUCAGAACAUUCAAGUAUCUAUUCGAUUAAGACCUCUGAACCAGCGUGAGAAGGACAUCAAGUCCCUCGGCGUGAUCGAUGUAGUGAACAGCCGAGAGGUAGUGGUGCGCACAUCACAGCAGUCCUCGCUGACUAAGAAGUUCACCUUUGACAGGGCUUUCGGCCCCUCUGCUAGUCAGGUCCAAGUAUACCAAGAGGUGGUAAGUCCUCUGAUCGAGGAGGUCCUCAAUGGCUACAACUGCACUGUGUUCGCGUACGGCCAGACUGGCACGGGCAAGACCCACACUAUGGUCGGAGAGCAUACCGGGACUGACACACAUUGGCAAAAUGACCCGCUAGCUGGUAUAAUCCCCCGAGCUCUCUCCCAACUGUUCGACGAGCUCCGACUCACCAACACCGAGUACACAGUGCGAGUCUCCUACUUGGAGCUGUACAAUGAAGAACUGUUUGACUUGCUGUCCACCUCGGAAGACAACUCUAAGCUGAGGAUCUAUGAAGAUGUCACGAGGAAGGGAUCCAAUAUUGUUAAUGGCUUGGAGGAAAUUACCGUGUACAACAAAAAUGAAGUGUACAAGAUUAUGGCCCAGGGACAAGAGAGGAAGAGGGUUGCCUCCACACUCAUGAACGCACAAUCCAGUCGCUCCCACACCGUCUUCACAAUAGUAGUCCACAUGAAGGAGAACAGCUCCGAUGGUGAGGAGCUCAUGAAGAUCGGGAAGCUCAACCUGGUGGACUUAGCAGGGUCUGAGAACAUCAGCAAGGCUGGUUCCGAUAACCCAGCGAAGAAGGAACGGGCGAGGGAGUGUGUCAAUAUCAACCAGUCGCUGCUGACUUUGGGCAGAGUUAUCACGGCGCUGGUUGAAAGGCAUCCUCAUAUUCCUUACAGAGAGUCAAAACUCACGCGCAUCCUCCAAGAAUCUCUAGGAGGCCGGACCAAGACCUCUAUAAUAGCUACAAUUUCCCCUGGACACAAGGACUUGGAAGAGACCCUGAGCACCUUGGAGUAUGCCCACAGAGCCAAGAAUAUUCAGAACAAGCCGGAAGUUAACCAGAAAAUGACCAAAAAGGCGAUUAUUAAGGAGUAUGCAGAGGAAAUUGAUAGGUUGAAAAGGGACUUGCAAGCUGCUAGGGAAAAGAAUGGCGUAUACCUAGCCAACGAGACUUACGCAGAGUUGACAUUAAAAGAUGAAGAGCAACGCAAAGAGAUCCAGGAGCUGCUCCUCAAGAAGAGAGCCAUGGAGGAGGAACGCGACCGAAUGGAGGCCAUCUUCGACGAGCUCAACCGCAGCUUGGAGGCCAAGAACCGGGAGCUGGAGACUACGGUCGGCCAGCUCGAUAAUACUAAGAAGGAAUUGGCCAGUACUAGCCAACAACUAUCCCGCACCCGUCAAGCCUGUGAGGAGCAGCAAGUCCUGGUCUCCGCGCACUGCAGCACGGAGCUGACCCUGGGCGGCCAGGCGCGGGACCUGCUGGCCACCGCCGACCUGGCCAGCAGCCACGUCGCCAAGCUGCAGGACACUGUCGACCGCCGCAAGAACGUGGAGUCGACCAAUCUAAAGAUCACGAGCACCUACCGCCAAGAAUCUGAGCAGCAACGCAACAACAUCAGCUCGGGAGUGCAGCACUUUGCCGACACUGUCAACGCCGCGUUCAAUAACUUGCAGACCGCGAUAGACACAUUCGGCGCAUCGAGCUCUCAGACUCAGGAGCAGAACAAGCAACAGCUUGACAACCUGGUGCAGACCUUCAUUGACACUAUGAAUCAGAUAAAAUCAGCAACAUCAGAAAGCCACAGCACGCUAGUGCAGUCAGCAGCAAGCCACCGCUCCGAGCUGCAGUCAUCAGUGCAGUCGCACUGCAGUGCAGUGCGGAGUACUCUGGCGGCGUUCCUGCACAGCUUCGUCACGUCGCUGCAGCAGGCGCAGGCUGUCGAUGUCAAGGGGAAUGUCGCGGCUUUUGUGCAGCAGUGGUAUGUGGGUGCAGCAGAGCGCGUGUCAUCACUACAGCGUGCGCAUGAAUCCUGCUGCGCGCGAGCACACUCGCGGCGGGAAGAACGAGCCAGGGCAUACAGGCAGCAGAGAGAUGCGAGGAAACACCAGCUGGCUAGACGUGCUAACAUCGCGCAGGCUUCACAUCAUGAACUAGAGGAAGAAACAGCCAAACUUCAGAACCUUCUCACAAAACAACUAUCAGACAUAGAGUCAGAACGUCAGACCACAGAAAACAGACUGCAACAGUGGAUGGAAGAGAAACGCAGAAUCUUAGAGGAAGAGAUCGCGAGACACGUAGCUAUUGAAAAACAGGCUUCAGAAGACAGACUCGCUAAGAAAGUAGCUGAGAUUGAGGUGCUGCAGAAAAUAUUGGAUGAGAGGAUGGAGCACUACAAAGAAAGACAGAAGGAGCAGCUAGAAGCUGAUCAGAAGGAGUUGGAGAUGGCAGACACAGAGUUUGAAGAGUUUGAGAAGGAGGGAGAAGAGUGCGCUAAGGAUAUCAAGAAAUAUGGCAAGGAGUUUGAAGAGAAUACGAACGCGAUUAACGUGGACAUGGAGAUAUUCAGUAAGAACGUCGUGGAGGUAGUGGAACAUAUCAACAACGAGAUGCUGCGGGUGCUCGAACAGAUACGAGUGCAUACUGAGCAAGAAGUACAGAACGUGAUAAGUCAAGACGAACAAACAAGCCAACAGUUUGUGCAGGCUGCCGACUCCACACUAAAUACUAUGUUGGACAACACCAAGCAAAUUACUGAUGAUCUUGUUACUAAUGUUGAGACGAACACACAAACAGCAAUCAGUCAACUAUCAUCCGUGGCGACUUCCACGGGCGACUUGAUCUCCCAACUCCGUUCUCAAGUGUCGUCCCACAGCGAAGCCUGUACAAAUGCGCGAACGCACGUACGAGCGUUACGCGAACAGCUGAGUGCGGCUUUAGCCAGACAUGCGGAGUUGGAGGCUAAAUAUCUUAGUGAAGAGUAUAAGGUGUAUGAGCCUACAGGAGCAACCCCCAACCGCAUAGAGUACCGCUACCCGCGACAGCUGGCCGCCACCUCGCCGCACGAACGACUGCUCGCGAGAUUCCGCGCCAUGAGGCAGAACAGCCAGGAUGAUGACUGCAUAGUAGUAGAAUCCGAUAUAGAGACUCGUCCAGCCAGCGACUCUGAAUGCUCCACAUCCGAGGAGUCAGUGUUCGCGGCGCCGUCCCCGCCCGAGCCGGCCGGCAGGAACCCGCUCGUCAAGAGCACCUCCGAGACUGACAUAAUUUAUACUAUGAAUAAGCAACGAGAAUAUGCCAAAGAGAACGGAGACCGUUCCAUUUCAGGCAAGAAACCUUCCAAGCUGCCCGCGCCCUCCUCUCACAAGAAAGUCCUCGCGGAACGGAACGCUAACUGACGACAGUAAAUAUACUUUUUUAUACUGUUUAGUACUUUGAUAAUGAUGGCGUGAUAUUGUGUUCAAUGUCGAAGUUUGAAAACUCACCGAUAGAUGGCGUUGGGUACGCUUGGCCCUUUGACGUCAAUACUUUUUGGUACGAUAAAUCUGUUUGUUGAUCAAAAACACUGAAAAUAGUAUUUUUUAACAUUCUGCAUUUCACAAAAAUUACAAUAUAAUAAUGAUUUUUAAUAAUUAUGUUAUUUGUAUAAGAAGUAAAUAUGUAUUAGUAGUGGGUUUAUGCUAUUGUUUGUACGUAUUCAUAGUUAAUGUUAUUAUUAUAUGACAGUUGUCGGACUAAACAUAAAUUAUAUAGGAUUUGACGAGAGUUAAAACAUUAUGUAGUAUGUGUAUUUUAACGGAAACUUAUUUUAACUGAAUAAAAUGUUAUAUUUUAUUACUUUGGAUAUAUUUUGAUUGUGUGUGGAACUGCAUGA